Messenger RNA from Coregonus clupeaformis (lake whitefish), 518 nucleotides. RefSeq names its product protein odr-4 homolog. Lineage: Eukaryota; Metazoa; Chordata; Actinopteri; Salmoniformes; Salmonidae. The coding region runs from base 113 to 370 and encodes 85 amino acids. The record is from RefSeq and is a predicted model, not a curated record. The transcript has 4 exons.
UGUGGAAAACCGUGUAUCCUAGGACAGGCUUUGGGGUUUCUCAGAGGAGGACACCAAUGACAGAGUGCUGCUUCAUAUCUGCUCCAACACCAAAAAAGUGACUUGCUGGAUUAUGAACAUUAAAGAACCCAGUAAAUCUUCUAAAUCUGCGACAUGGCGUUACCUGCAGUGGAUGAUAGCGCUCUGGCCCGUUGCAGUCUGCCCCAUGGACAUCGACCUGAUGUUCCCUAUCAAGGACAAGACCCACCACGGUCUGAUGCGGGCCAUGAAGGAUGGGAUGAAUAGGUGGGCAAAGAAGACUGAGGGCAGUGUUUGUCUCCUCAACAACAAAAAGCUACCAGCUGAGACAAAUUUGAACCCCCCCAACUAAGGCAAGUUUGGUGUGGUGUGCAACUGAACAUUGAAACGUCAUUGCUGAUGAUCCUUGUGAACGACAACUGUUUACCUCCUGUAUGUUCUUUAGAGAACAAUUUCACAAAGGAUAAAGAUCCAAGGUCAGAUCUUCAUCCCAACAGGAA